GCCGAGCUUUCUUCUGUCCCUGAAGGAGAUCUGGGCUGCUGGGCUCCUGAAGCCCUUGUUCUUUCUCCGGCCAUAGCGGCCGCCGCCCAGCCCGUUGCUCCAGGGACUGGUGCAAAGUGCCGUGUCAUUGGGAAAGCUGGUGGCUGGAGCACUGAAUUCCAUGAAGCUGGAGUAGGACUGCGGGGGUGGGAAAUGAACAGGCGCCCCUGUUCUCGCAAUACACUCUGACUAGCCCACUCUGACUAGCCGGGUGAGGAAGUCGGAGGCGGGGUCCUAGCCUAGCCCACUUGGGCCAGCUGGACUAGCCUGUUCCUCUUCAGGACAACACCUGGGAGCCGGCAGCCAUCUAUCCCAAGUCGGUCUUGCUCCUGCGGGGACCCUCCGCCUGUGCCUGCCACUCCCGUUUCAUGAUGCUGCGAGUCUUCGUCCUCUUCGCGGAGAAUGUCCACACCCCGGACUCCGACAUCAGCGACGCCUACUGCUCCGCUGUGUUUGCAGGGGUGAAGAAGAGAACCAAAGUCAUCAAGAACAGUGUGAACCCUGUGUGGAAUGAGGGAUUUGAGUGGGACCUCAAAGGUAUUCCUCUAGACCAGAGCUCAGAACUUCACGUGGUGGUCAAGGAUCAUGAGACAAUGGGGAGAAACAGGUUCCUGGGGGAAGCCAAGAUCCCACUCCAGGAGGUCCUCGCCACCCCCAGCCUGUCUGCCAGCUUCAACGCACCUCUGCUGGACACCAAGCAGCAACCCACUGGGGCCUCUCUGGUCCUGCAGGUGUCCUACACGCCACCCCCAGGAGCUGUGCCCUUGUUCCCACCACCCGCUUCUCUGGCACCCUCUCCAACGCUGCCUGACAUGGACCUGGUCCCCGGUGGGGGACAGAGCCGGGCUGAAACUUGGUCCCUGCUCAGUGACAGCACCAUGGACACAAGAUACUCUGGGAAGAAGUGGCCAGUCCCCACGGACACAGGAGGGGAGGAAGACACUGAGGACCAGGGGCUGACUGGAGAUGAAGCUGAGCCAUUCCUGGAUCAGGGUGGUGCUGCGGGCCCAGGGGGGCCAACAACACCCAAGAAGCUACCUUCCCACCCUCCUCCCCACCACGCAGCGGGAAAAAGAAAAAGAAGCUCAGCCCCACCCAGAAAGCUGCUGUCGGACAAGCCACAGGACUUCCAGAUCAGAGUCCAAGUGAUAGAGGGGCGUCAGCUGCCUGGGGUGAACAUCAAGCCUGUGGUCAAGGUCACAGCCGCUGGGCAGACCAAGCGGAGUCGCAUCCAGAAGGGAAACAGCCCCUUCUUCAAUGAGACUCUUUUUUUCAACGUAUUUGACUCUCCCUCGGAGCUGUUUGAUGAGCCCAUCUUCAUCACGGUGGUGGAUUCACGCUCCCUUAGGACAGAUGCCCUCCUUGGCGAGUUCCGGAUGGAUGUGGGCACCGUGUACAGAGAACCCCGACACGCUUAUCUCCGCAAGUGGUUGCUGCUCUCCGACCCUGAUGACUUCUCUGCAGGGGCCAGAGGCUACCUCAAAGCCAGCCUGUGUGUGCUGGGACCUGGAGAUGAAGCUCCUCUGGACAGGAAAGACCCUUCUGAAGACAAGGAGGACAUUGAAGGCAACUUGCUUAGGCCCACUGGUGUGGCCCUUCGUGGAGCCCACUUCUGCCUGAAGCUCUUCCGGGCUGAGGACUUACCACAGAUGGACGAUGCUGUGAUGGACAACGUCAAGCAGAUCUUCGGCUUUGACAGCAACAAGAAGAACUUGGUGGACCCUUUUGUGGAAGUCAGCUUUGCUGGGAAAAUGCUCUGCAGCAAGAUCCUGGAGAAGACGGCCAACCCUCAGUGGAACCAGAACAUCACAUUGCCCGCGAUGUUUCCCUCUAUGUGUGAAAAAAUGAGGAUUCGUGUCAUGGACUGGGAUCGCCUCACUCACAAUGACACUGUGGCCACCACCUACUUGGGGAUGUCGAAAAUCUCUGCCCCAGGAGGAGAAAUAGAAGAGGAGCCGGCAGGUGUACUCAAGCCUCCGAAAGCCACUGACCUGGAUGACAACUUGGGUUUCCUCCCCACCUUUGGGCCCUGCUACGUGAACCUCUAUGGCAGUCCCCGGGAGUUCACGGGCUUCCCAGACCCUUAUGCAGAGCUCAACACGGGAAAGGGUGAAGGUGUGGCUUACCGAGGCAGGCUUCUGCUGUCUCUAGAGACCAAACUGGUGGAGCACAGUGAGCAGAAGGUGGAAGACCUUCCUGCUGAUGAUAUCCUGCGUGUGGAGAAGUACCUCCGGAGGCGCAAAUAUUCCCUCUUUGCUGCCUUCUACUCAGCCACAAUGCUGCAGGAUGUGGAUGACGCCAUCCAGUUCGAGGUCAGCAUUGGGAACUAUGGAAACAAGUUCGACACCACCUGCCUGCCACUGGCCUCCACCACCCAGUACAGCCGGGCAGUCUUUGAUGGGUGCCACUACUAUUACUUGCCUUGGGGCAACGUGAAGCCAGUGGUGGUGCUGUCCUCAUACUGGGAAGACAUUAGCCAUCGAAUUGAGACUCAAAAUCAGCUCCUGCAGAUCGCUGACCGGCUGGAAGCUAGCUUGGAGCAGGUCCACCUGGCUCUGAAGGCACAGUGUUCCUCCGAGGACAUGGACGCCCUGGUAGCUCAACUGACAGACGAGCUCCUUGCAGACUGCAGCCAGCCCCUGUGUGACAUCCAUGAAAUACCUUCUGCUACCCACCUUGAUCAGUAUCUGUUCCGGCAACGUACCCGUCACCUGAGCCAGAUCAAAGAAGCUGCCCUGGCCUUGAAGCUUGGCCACAGUGAACUCUCCACUGCCCUGGAGCAGGCUGAGGACUGGCUUCUUCGUCUCCGUGCCCUGGCUGAGGAGCCCCAGAACAGCCUGCCAGACAUCAUCAUCUGGAUGCUGCAGGGUGAUAAGCGCGUGGCCUACCAACGGGUACCCACCCAUGAAGUCCUCUUCUCCCGGCGGGGCCCCAGCUACUGUGGUAGGAAUUGUGGAAAGCUGCAGACCAUCUUUCUGAAAUAUCCCAUGGAGGGUGCGCCUGGGGCCCGAAUGCCUGUGCAGAUCCGGGUCAAGCUCUGGUUUGGGCUCUCUGUGGAUGAGAAAGAAUUCAAUCAGUUUGCCGAGGGGAAACUCUCUGUCUUUGCUGAAAUGUAUGAGAACCAGACAAAGCUGGCGCUGGUCGGGAACUGGGGCACAACAGGCCUCACCUACCCCAAGUUUUCUGACGUCACAGGCAAGAUCAAACUACCAAAGGACAGCUUCCGCCCCUCAGCUGGCUGGGCCUGGGCAGGGGACUGGUUCGUGUGUCCAGAGAAGACCCUGCUCCAUGAUGCUGACGCUGGUCAUCUGAGCUUUGUGGAGGAAGUCUUUGAGAACCAGACCCGGCUCCCCGGAGGCCAGUGGAUCUAUAUGAGUGAUAACUACACUGAUGUGAAUGGGGAGAAGGUGCUUCCGAAGGAUGAUAUUGAAUGCCCACUGGGCUGGAAGUGGGAAGAUGAAGAAUGGUCCGUAGACCUCAAUCGGGCUGUCGAUGAGCAAGGCUGGGAGUACAGUAUCACCAUCCCCCCGGACCGAAAGCCAAAACACUGGGUCCCUGCUGAGAAGAUGUAUUACACUCACAGACGUCGGCGCUGGGUCCGCCUGCGGAGGAGGGACCUCAGCCAGAUGGAGGCACUGAAGAGGCACAGGCAGGCAGAGGCGGAGGGCGAGGGCUGGGAGUACGCCUCUCUCUUUGGCUGGAAAUUCCACCUGGAGUACCGCAAGACAGAUGCUUUCCGCCGCCGGCGCUGGCGCCGCCGCAUGGAGCCACUGGAGAAGACCGGGCCGGCAGCUGUGUUUGCCCUCGAGGGGGCCCUGGGUGGCAUGGUGGAUGACAGGAGUGAAGAUUCCAUGUCCGUUUCUACCCUGAGCUUCGGCGUUAACAGACCCACAAUCUCCUGCAUCUUUGACUAUGGGAACCGCUACCAUCUGCGUUGCUACCUGUACCAGGCCCGAGACCUGCCGGCCAUGGACAAAGACUCCUUCUCGGAUUUACCUUUGGCUCUUUUCCCCCUAAGUGCUCCAAGGGUGCCAGAAACACAGAAGUUCCUCCUGGAGGAAGAGUUCAUUGACUGGUGGAGCAAGUUCUUUGCCUCUGUCGGUGAGAGGGAAAAGUGUGGUUCCUACCUGGAGAAGGAUUUUGACACACUGAAGGUCUAUGAUACACAGUUGGAGAAUGUGGAGGCUUUUGAGGGCCUGUCGGACUUUUGUAACACCUUCAAGCUUUACCGGGGCAAGACUCAGGAGGAGGCAGAAGAUCCAUCUGUCAUUGGAGAAUUUAAGGGUCUCUUCAAAAUUUAUCCCCUCCCAGAAGAUCCAGCCAUCCCCAUACCCCCGAGGCAAUUCCACCAGCUGGCUGCCCAGGGCCCCCAGGAAUGCCUGGUCCGUAUUUACAUCAUACGAGCAUUUGGCUUACAACCCAAGGACCCCAAUGGCAAGUGCGACCCUUACAUCAAGAUCUCCAUAGGGAAGAAAUCAGUGAGUGACCAGGAUAACUACAUCCCUUGCACCCUGGAGCCCGUAUUUGGAAAGAUGUUUGAGCUCACCUGCACCCUGCCUCUGGAGAAGGACCUGAAGAUCACACUCUAUGACUAUGACCUCCUCUCCAAGGACGAGAAGAUUGGGGAGACAGUCAUCGACCUGGAGAACAGACUGCUGUCCAAGUUUGGAGCUCGCUGUGGGCUCCCCCAGACCUACUGUGUCUCUGGACCAAACCAGUGGAGAGACCAGCUCCGCCCCUCGCAGCUCCUCCAGCUCUUCUGCCAGCAGCACAGGGUCAAGGCCCCCGUGUACCGGACAGACCGAGUGACAUUUCAGGAUAAGGAAUACACCAUUGAGGAAAUAGAGGCCGGUAGACUCCCGAACCCCCACCUAGGCCCAGUGGAGGAACGCUUAGCCCUGCAUGUCCUUCAGCAGCAAGGCCUGGUCCCUGAGCACGUGGAGUCACGGCCUCUUUACAGCCCUCUGCAGCCAGAUAUUGAGCAGGGGAAGUUACAGAUGUGGAUUGACCUAUUUCCAAAGGUGCUAGGCCGGCCUGGACCCCCUUUCAACAUCACCCCACGGAGAGCUAGAAGGUUUUUCCUGCGUUGUAUUAUUUGGAACACAAAAGAUGUGAUCUUGGAUGACCUCAGCCUCACAGGGGAGAAGAUGAGUGACAUCUAUGUGAAAGGCUGGAUGGUGGGAUUUGAAGAACACAAACAGAAGACAGAUGUGCACUACCGCUCUCUUGGUGGCGAGGGCAAUUUCAACUGGAGGUUUGUGUUCCCUUUCGAUUAUCUGCCUGCCGAGCAAGUCUGUGCUGUUGCCAAGAAGGAUGCCUUCUGGAGACUUGACAAGACAGAGAGCAAGAUCCCAGCACGCGUGGUCUUCCAGAUUUGGGACAAUGACAAGUUCUCUUUUGAUGACUUUCUGGGCUCCCUGCAACUGGAUCUCAACCGCAUGCCCAAGCCAGCCAAGACAGCUGAGAAGUGCUCCUUGGAGCAGCUGGAUGACACCUUCCACCCUGAAUGGUUUGUGUCCCUUUUUGAGCAGAAGACAGUGAAAGGAUGGUGGCCUUGCGUGACAGAGGAGGGUGAGAAGAAGAUGUUGGCGGGCAAGCUGGAAAUGACCUUGGAGAUUGUUGCAGAGAGUGAACACGAGGAACGGCCCGCUGGCCAGGGUCGGGAUGAACCCAACAUGAAUCCGAAGCUAGAGGAUCCAAGGCGUCCUGACACCUCUUUCCUGUGGUUCACCUCUCCGUACAAGACCAUGAAGUUCAUCUUGUGGCGGCGCUUCCGGUGUGCCAUCAUCCUCUUCAUCAUCCUUUGUAUCCUCCUGCUCUUCCUGGGCAUCUUUGUCUAUGCCUUCCCGAACUAUGCUGCCAUGAAGCUGGUGAAGCCCUUUAGCUGAAGAUGUCUACUCUGGAGAAGGGGCCACAGGCUGCUUCCUGGCCCAGGACCGGCUGCUCCUCCAUUCUGCUGGGGCCUGGUGGUCUUGCACAUGCUCACUGAGUUCUUGGGAUUACCCUAUUUUCCUCAUCCUUUUCUCCCCAACCCGACUCUCUUUUGAAUGAACUCUUGACUAUCUCAGGAUAAAGCAGACAGAUCCACAGACUGUGUUACUGUGUGUCUACAAUCCCUGAACGAGGGAGACUAUGGGUGGUAGGGGUUGUCUGUGGAGACAGGGGUGCCAAUGGGAUGUUAUCAUUUCUGGGCCAGCAUUUUGGAGGCAGAAGCAGCUAGGGCAGAGGUCUUCAGGUUUGAUAUCCGGCCCAGUGGCCAGUAUCAUCCGUCCCCUCCCUUCUGCAGAACCCCUCCCCCCUCCUUUCUGGGGAGGCUGUCAUUUGUUCAGGUAAGAGACUUGACUGGGAGGGUGGCCUGACCUCUGACUUUGACCUCGUCACACACACUUCCUCCCUCCUCUCAGCUCCCACACCCUGCUUAAAAUAUCUGCCUGGAUUCAGACACCUUUUCCUUGUGGUCUGAAGCUUGGCCUUGGCGUUGUUCUGAAAUUUCCUGCGGGAACCAGAGUAAUCCUCAGGAGCAGCAGGACCGUACUCAGAAAACGCAGAGCUGGAAGGCUUUGCUCCAAGGCUUCAGAAGAGAGGCCUCUCUGCCUCAGGGCAGGGAACGCUGGCUGUCUCUUCCUGUCCACUGGGAGGCUUCUCUUAUUUCCUACUAUGAGCUGGUUCUCCUGGCCCAGGUCCCUGGAUCCUGGAGGGAUCCCCCACCCCAUUAUCCCCCACUCCUCUCACCCUCCCAGGACUGUGGGAUUCAGGCUGAGGCGCCACCCAAUUGACAUGAUGGAGCUGGUACCCUGUUACUCUUGCUUCAUGCUGAGCCAAGAGAACCUGGCAGCCAGGCCCUGAGGGCUUGCUGCCUGAGCCCAAGAGCCAGGGACACUCCUCUCCCAGAAAGCAGAGCAGGGACAGGGCUGCAAGCUCUUUGAGAAGGUCCCAUGUAGUGAGGAGGCUUUGCUGGUCUGUGCUGUGUCCACCAUUAUGUGGCGGGAGGGAUGGUAGCCUUUGGAGGAACCAGAGGAGAGGAAGCAAAGGUGCUCACCUCAGGAUGGGUUUGGCAGCUUUGCCCUUAGGAUGCCCUGAGGAUUUCUGAAGGUGUGGAGGAGGAAGAGUCAGAGACACAGUGGAGGGUGGAGCAGAGGUGGUUUCUGCAGACAGAGAAAAUGUUAAUUUGGAAAGGAAAAGAAAUCCAGUAAAUAAGCAAGUUCGUGUUUUCCCCCAGGGUGCUAGACUGUAAGAACUGCAGUUUCCCGGCUGCUUUGAAAGGGUCUAGAGGCUACUGUGGACACUAUUGACUUUUCUAUUCUGGAUGAUAAGUAAUAGGAAAUCUACUCAGACGAGUAAAAAGAACUCAACGAUUUCAUAGAAAUGAAACAUACCAAAGGACAGGCUUCAGGCAAGACUUGAUCCAGCUUCGCACCCAAGGUCUUGUGAUCUUUCUCUGUUCUGCACCCCUUGAGUGGGUUUUGUUUACAGUUCGCCCUGUUCCUAGAGUUGGGCUUGAAGCUGCUUCCUGAGACCACACGAGCCAUUAAGCAAAUCUCAAGCAUGGGAGUGGAGCUGGGGAUGGAUGCCGAGGGAACACAUGUCUGGCCAACAUGUGUGAUAUUGAAUUGCUUCGUGUAGCAGGCCUAGGGUGGGCUCCGAGGCUGUUCCCACUGAGUUGCAUAUGGCUCCCAUAGGCUGAGGAAACAUCUUCUCAAGGGGAGGAGCUUUAGAGAGGCACACUGCUCUGGGACUAGGAGGGUGGGAGACCUUUGGGGGCCCAGUGGUUACAUUUGAACAGGGCUGAACUGUGUCCUGGCCAACAGGAGGGUGUUCAAAGCACUGACAGGUAAAAGGGGCCAUAGAGCCCCAUGGAGUCAGCUAGUCAGCAGGGCAGAACUUCAAGUGGUUCCAGAGAGGAAGGGAAGGCCAGAAGGAAGGGCAAGGCCAAGUGCAAGGACCCUUGUGUACUAAGGAGACUGAACUUCAUAUGAGGCCAGAAGAGAACACAGGAGGGUAGAUGCAAAGGUGGGCUGACCUUGGUCAGAACCAUGUGUUUAAAAAAAUAAUUCUAGUCUAGUUUUUCUUCUGGGAGAUGAGAGGCCUGUAGGAUCAGAGUAGCUUCAAGUAUGUAACCACAGUGGCGGACUGUCCUGUUGGAGACAGAGGCUGGGGAGCUCACUUGUGUCUCAGUGUGGUGUGGCCUUAGGUUACAGAGGCCAACAGGAUCCUGGGCAGCUGGCGUCUGAAGGCUGUUCCAGAAGGCUGGCUCAGUAAUCAGAAGUUAAGGGUAAUUUACUCACUCAUUCCUAUAAGAAAUGUACAUGGAGUGGGGGCUGGUACAAGGCAGGGUUCUAUAAGAUAGGCAUAACCCUGCACUCGGAGGAGGAGGUGCAGGCUGGCAGGUGUAAUGUAGGAAGGACAGGCAUCGUGAGUCAAGAGCAGGGUGGGAGAAGCAAAGAUUUGCAAACACAGACCCUCACGGGAAAUGGAAUCCCCACACAGGCAGGCUCAGGCACAGGCUUCCAGCCAGGCUACUUUUCCCUCCACACAUCCUGCUCUGUGGCAAGGUCUGAAUACAGUUCAGAUCUCAGAACUGCUGUGGGGAGAGCAGGGUGCUCCAUACAAAGGCUGGGCCAUACAGUCCCUGCCCCUGAACUCCAGGGGUGAAAAGGAUCACACAGUGUAAUCCCCAUGCAUGGCCUGAGGUUCCAGGACUGUGGGAUGGCAGAUAAGUUCCAAGCUACCCUGUACUGUCUGGUUUUCUCUGCAGCAGACAGUGGGACUGUUUACCAAAUCCCUUUUGGACAAGUGGAUUCAAAUGCAUUUAGAUAUCGGGUAUUGGGCUCUCCCCCACUUUAUAGAAAGUUCUAGAAAGCUUCUUCCCUAUAGCCUUAUUCAUUCUCUCUUCUCCACCUAUAUGAUCAGACACAUCAAAGUAAAGCCACUGUCCUUGGCAAUGGCAGCUCUGGGAAGGGGCGUUGUGACAGGGAAAGGUGGUGGGGGAAGUGGGGGAGC
This is a messenger RNA of Onychomys torridus (southern grasshopper mouse), 9039 nucleotides long. RefSeq names its product dysferlin (gene Dysf). NCBI's taxonomy places the organism in Eukaryota, Metazoa, Chordata, Mammalia, Rodentia, Cricetidae. Gene Ontology annotation, cellular component: membrane; T-tubule; cytoplasmic vesicle. The record is from RefSeq and is a predicted model, not a curated record. The transcript has 50 exons. Bases 408 to 5927 code for a protein of 1839 amino acids. Gene Ontology annotation, molecular function: calcium ion binding; calcium-dependent phospholipid binding. Gene Ontology annotation, biological process: negative regulation of phagocytosis; monocyte activation involved in immune response; plasma membrane repair.